GUUGGCUCUUUCAUUGUUUGUGUAAUGCUUUUUCCUGCAAUCCAAAGAGGUGUGGCUGGUCACGACUCAUUAGUCAAGCAAAGAGGUGUACAUCUCCCCGCUGCCUCCUUGGCCUUGCUUUUCUCGUUUUGAGACGAGACUCCAGGAUGAUGAUUCAUGAAGGUUGGUUGCCCAAGCAAAGCAACGACAUAUAUAGUAGGCGUAUAAAAUUUGGGCUUUGGUUAGUGGGUUGGAAUGGUAUAUGGAUCUGGAGCUUGCGUUGCGUGGGGUCCAAUCAAUAACUCACGGAACAGACUUUGGAUUGGAUCUACUCAUAAACCCUAAACCCUGAAAACCCCAAUUUGUUGGAGAAGGAGAGAGAAACGGCAAGAGAAACAGGCGAAAGAUGAAUCACUUAGCAGCGGCGGAGGAGCAAAUAGUUUCAGAGAGGAUUAAACGGAAGCUAAACGAAGUUAAUUUGGCUGCUCAACAACAUCUCUCUCCCAUUCAGGAUCAUGUCAAUUUCACCCUUCAGCAAGCAUACUUCAAAUGUGCAUAUGAGUGCUUUGAUAGGAGAAGAACGCAAGAAGAGAUAAGCAAUUGCGUCGAACGUUGCAGUGUUCCUGUUGUUAAUGCUCAACACACAGUUGAGAAUGAGAUGGCCAAGUUUCAAGAGAAGUUGAAUAGGGCUCUGAUGGUUUGCCAAGACAAGUACGAGUCAGCGAAGUUACAAAAUGCCAAAGCCACACUGAAUGAUUUAGAAUCCUGUGUGGAGCAAACAACCCAGGACAGCAUCAAGACGCUACCUCAUCUUGCUCAAAAAUUGAAUGCUUCCCUUUCUAGAGGGAAAGAGCUCUGAAAUGCUUCCGCAAACAUUUAUUUUUAGUCCCAUUGAUACGGCCAAAGCUUAUGAGAGUAGUUAUAAACCAUCCAUCAAUUUCUAUUUCAGAACCUUUUCCGGGGACUGAAUAUGAUUUAACAUACUUUUGUUUAUUACAUUAAAUUUAAAUUUUGUCAACCUUAGAAUUAUUAUUUUA
Molecule: messenger RNA, 1016 nt
Organism: Ziziphus jujuba (common jujube)
Lineage: Eukaryota; Viridiplantae; Streptophyta; Magnoliopsida; Rosales; Rhamnaceae
Exons: 4
Coding region: 386-838 (150 amino acids)
Cellular component (GO): cytoplasm
Source: RefSeq, a predicted model, not a curated record